UAUUUUGCUUACGCGCCAAAAACGUCUAUUGCGCGUAUGACCGGGCUGGUACAUACCUACACUUGCGCGCAUUGUGUACUGCUAUCUGUACGCGGCUUGCAGUAAUAGCGCGAGAUAACAGCUGACUUACACACGUUGAGUCUAGACAGACUGUGUAUAUACGUGUAGUGAAAGCUGUAUAGUGUUUAUAGUAGUAAGUGUAUAGAAGUGUUUAGAAGAGUGUAUACAAGUAAAAGAAGAAUAUAUUAUAAAAGUGAUGGGAAGAAAAUACGACAAAACACAUUUGCCUCUCACUCGCCGCAGGAUGUCGCGAAAGAAAGGAUGGAUGAAAAGGCGACAGUUACUUAUCAGUGAGAAGACAAAGCAAGACGUAAAAAACUUGUCGGAGAUGUGUCAAAUUGUAAGUGAUACAGGUAUGUAUAAUGUCGAACAAGAUGUUCGAUUAGCUAAUAAAUUAGACUCGAGAAGCAUUGAAGAUGUUAGUAUGGAAUCCGUCGACUUUAAAACAUCGGAUGAAUUAUUUCCCGAUAUGACGUAUUCAAAUAUCAAAACAAUGCAGUGUCUCGAGUCAAAUACAUGCAUGUAUGUCGAACAAGAUAUUCGUCUUUUCGACGAUAACGAAAAGUUAAUUGACUCGAGAAGCGUUGAGGAUACUAGCGAAUCCGUCGAUUUAAACAAAUCGGAAGAAUUAUUUCCCGAUACGACGGAUUCAAAUAUCAAAACAAUGCAGUGUCUCGAGUCAAAUACAUGCAUGUAUGUCGAACAAGAUAUUCGUCUUUUCGACGAUAACGAAAAGUUAAUUGACUCGAGAAGCGUUGAGGAUACUAGCGAAUCCGUCGAAUCGGAAGAAUUAUUUCCCGAUACGACGGAUUCGAAAAUCCAAUCAAUGCUGUAUCAGAAGUCAAAUACAGCUAUGUAUUCUGUAAAGCAAAAUGUUAAACUUGGCAUAGAUAAAUGUUUCGAAAGCAUGUAUAUUGAUGAUUCCAAUGACUCCAAAAGCAUGCAUUAUGAUAAAUCCAUUGAUUUUGAAAAAUCGGUAGAAUCAUUUACCGAUACAAUGGAUUCUAAUAUUCAAGUAAUGCGAUGUCUAGAGUCAAAUACAGAUAUAUGCAAUGUAGAAAAUGGUGUCGAAGAUGACAAAUAUUAUGUUAUAGAAAAAAUUAAAAAGAGCUCUAUUGAUAAAGAUGAUAUCAAAGAAAAUUUGCCUGCAGGCCGUCGCAUUAUGGACUUCUCUUUUAUAUGGACUGAGCUGCACAGAAUCUUUGACAGACAUAAUAAAGCACUGGACUGCUCGUCAAUUGAAAAUUUGUUACUUAUAAAGUCUGAAAAAUGUGGGUUGAAAACCCAGCUGUUCUUCCAAUGUAAAAUGUGCAAAACAAAAGCCAGCAUUUGGUCAGAACCCACAAAACCGGAAAUAAUGGACAUUAAUACGGCUGCUGUAGCAGGAACACUUACUGUGGGAACUGGUUAUGCCCAGCUGGAAAAGCAGCUUGCAGUCAUGAAUGUUCCUAGCAUGUCCGAGCCAAUGUACAUCAAGAGUAGAGACAAAUUAGUCGACGAGUUUGUAAACACAUCUAUAGAAAAUAUGAAAACGGCUGGUGAAAUUGAAAAAAAAAUCGCUCUUGAUAACAACGAAGUUAUAAACGGUAUUCCGUAUAUAACAGUUGUAGCGGAUGGUAGUUGGAUGAAAAGAUCGUAUGGUACCACGUACGACUCUCCUGCCGGUAUUGGAGCCAUAAUUGGUUACCGCACGAGAAAGGUUCUCUACGUCGGUGUUAAAAAUAAAUAUUGCAUAAUAUGCGAUAUGGCAGAGCGAAGAGGUAUCGAGCCGAAAACUCACAAUUGCUAUAAAAAUUUUGAUCGCAACGUAAGCUCCACAAAAAUGGAGAGCGAUGCCAUUGCAGAAGGUUUUAAUUGUAGCCUCGAAAUGCAUGGUCUAAUUUUUAAAACGCUUGUUGCUGACGGUGACAGUAGCGUAUACCAAAGUAUUAAAAAUAAUAAUCCAUACGGAGAACAUAUGAUAACAGUUACCAAAAUAGAAUGCACGAAUCAUCUGCUACGUAAUUUAUGUAAAAAAAUUAAAACUGUAGCAGAGAAAACUCGGCCAAAAACAUCCAGACGGCCUGGCUUAAUACAAGUGCGAAAUGUAAUAAAAAACAAAAUUUUAGAAAUACGAAAGGAAAUAACUGAGGCAGCCGCUCUACGAAGACAAGAACGGCAACCUCAACAUCGUCAGGCUAUGGAAUUACAAACAGAUAUUUUAAACAUUCCUAGGCAUGUUUUUGGCGAUCACAAGCAAUGCAAAGAACGUGGCAAAGAGACUUGCGAUGGAGAAGAAAAUUAUAUAGAUUCUUUAAAAUCACAUGGUCUCUAUUUAGAAAUAGAAGAAGCUGUCGAGUAUAUAAGUGGUUACUCUGACAGCUUAUUGUUAAAUUAUACGAAUAACAUUACAGAGUCAUUUAAUUCGUCGAUCUGCGCACAAAUUGGCGGCAAACGUAUUCUUGUUAAUAAAAAAGGUGGUUACAAUGCUAGAGUUGCGGGGGCAGUUUUGCAAUUUAAUACGCAACAAGUAAUUACAGAAGUACAUAAAAGCAUGAAUAAGACUGUUCCGCCUAUUGUCGAGAAGUUGGAGAAGCGCCGAAGAGAAAAAUUAGAGAAAAAUAAAGAGUAUCGACAAAUAGAAGGAAGAUCAAAAAAAUUCAAACAAAAAUCGGGAACAGACUCUUAUUAUGGUCCACACUCGCAAAAACCGGAUCUACCGUCCGAUGUAAUCGAGCAAUUUCGACAAAAUCAUUUUAAAAAAUUGUCCGAAAAUGCAAAAAAUUGGCAAAAAAUUGAACGCGACACUACAAAACAAAAUGAAUCACAACAAUGGCUACAAUUGAGACGUAAAAUGUUAACGGCAUCUAAUUUUGGAACCGUAUGUUGUAAAAGAAUGAAAACGUCUUGCGCAUUGCCUGUGAAAAAUAUUUUAUAUCCUUCUGCUAUUGAAACCGAGGCAAUAAAAUAUGGUCGCGAAAAAGAACCAAUUGCGAGAAAAGAAUUAGUCGAAAUACUAAAAAAAAGAGAUUAAACCUUGUGGAUUAUUCAUUGAUAUUGAACAUCCAUACUUGGGUGCUUCUCCAGAUGGACUUAUAGAUGAAGACGGUCUGGUAGAAAUAAAAUGUCCGCACUCAGCUAAGAACUUAACAGCUGAAGAAGCUAUAAAGAUGACUCCACUAAAGAACAUCUUUGAUAAGAAAAAUUCAGAACAAAUGAAUAAAAAUCAUAAAUAUUUCUA
Molecule: messenger RNA, 3280 nt
Organism: Nylanderia fulva
Lineage: Eukaryota; Metazoa; Arthropoda; Insecta; Hymenoptera; Formicidae
Source: RefSeq, a predicted model, not a curated record